Messenger RNA from Schistosoma rodhaini, 2284 nucleotides. NCBI's taxonomy places the organism in Eukaryota, Metazoa, Platyhelminthes, Trematoda, Strigeidida, Schistosomatidae. The record is from the annotation of a GenBank genome assembly.
ACUCUCGGCCAUACUAGGGCAUUUGGGAGCAUAGAUUAGUUCAGCAUUUUAAUAAUAUUAUUUCUUGUUAUGUUAACUAACCAUUCCUAUGAGCAAGUAUGACAAGGGGACAAUAUUCAUCAAUAAUAAGUAGUUUAAGAGAAUCUAUGUGUAGGUCUGCGUCCAGUGUUUACAAGUUGGUACUCAUCGUCAUCAUGGCAAAUCUAGGACUUCUAGCCAUUACAUUUUUUCUGGGAAAAAAACUUUUUUAUGUAAUAUUUUUAUCGAUGGCAUAUGUAUAUACUCUCUCUCUCUGUUGUUUCAUUAGGUAACUCAUUACCCCUUUGUUUACGUUUAACUGUUCAUUGGUCAGUGAUCAGCCAUUAUCAUAUGUAUAACUUCUUUAUGUAGAUGGAAUAAUCGUAUCAUAGGCAUCUGGAACAUGACAUUCUUAUAUGCGUCUCAGUCACUAUUAUCACCGUCAUAGUCAGUAACAACCUCUUUGAAACAACAAAUGAUCCUGUCGGAUGAAGAUCUCAAUUUCAGUUUUGAUGAAAUACAAAAAGAAUUAGCCAAUUUAGGUGUAACCAGUUUAAAUAAUCAGCAGUUGAUUCGUUUAAAAAAUGAUUUAGAUGUAUUAAUUAAUAAAGAGAAAUGUUUGUUACGUCAUUUAAAACAACAACCAUCAUCUCAAUCACUAACGAAUAAGAAUAAUGAUAGUCAUUCCAUUAAUCCUACCCAGCAACAAAUUUAUGAUAAUCAUCAUAAUACUACUACUAAUACUGCUGAUAAUUCUAAGAAGAUUGUAUCUUAUCCAUUGAAAUCUUCUGUUUCUUCAUCUCCUCCAUCACCAUCGUCAUCAUCAUGUUUUUCUGUGACACAUGAAGACUUUUCAAAUUCUAAUAUAAACAGUAGUGAUUGUACUAGUGUAAAUGAUUCAAUGGAAAAAGUGAUUCAAUGUAAAUCAUCCAUACCAAAUAACCAUUCUCUGAACUUGGAUAAAAAAAACCUAUCUAAUGAUAGUUUUGUAUUGAAUGACGUACAAUUAUCCCCUAAAUAUCAUCAUAAACAUGAUCAUUGUCUACAUCAGAAACCAUAUUCUUCAACUGAUUCACAAAUAACAGUCUGCUUUUCAACAACUAACGAGGUAAUGAAUAAUCUUGACACCGCAUCUAUCUCAUCGUCAUUAUCAUCAACAACUCUAUUACAGAAUGAAGCUGAAAAUCAUUUUGAAGAGAAACAACAGCAGAAACUUUAUCACUAUCACCAUUACCAACGUCAACAGCAAAAACAUACAGUUCAAUCUGGGAAUGAAUUAACCAGCAGUAAACAAUCUGUAAAUUUUGGAUAUAAUGAUGCUAAUGGACAACCUAUUCAUUCCAAAUCUUCUAUGAAAAACUUUCAAAAAAGUCGUGACAUCGCACACCAUCUAAAUAAUGAAUUCAUACAUUCACCAAUGAAGACGAUAACAUCGUCAUCAACGGAUAAAAACAACUGUCACCUGAAGUCUGUUUCUAAAGAUUCGUCUAAUCAGUUGGGAAGAUCGUCUGCAUAUCUUCAUCUCCAACAUCAACAACCACGUCAUUCUCAUCAACAUUUGCAUUAUGAUCAAGAAAGUAGAGAUAAAUUACAUGGAAAAUGUGAACGGAUUGUUGAAAACGUCCAUACACAUACUACAACUAAUGGAGAUCAACACGAUUAUCGUAGUAAUAACUUGUCAACAUCGAAUAAUAAUAAGUUGGAAAAGACAUUAAGGUGUUAUAAAAUUAAUGAUGUUGAUUAUCAACGCCAAAAAUGUACUAUGAAUAUUACCACAGCGACGAAUUCCUCAAGAAGAUCAGCUCGAUUUCUAGAUAAUCCUGUUGAACAAGUUCAUAGUGUACCACAACAACAACAACAACGACCUGAAUCUGCACAACACUGUCAAAAAGGAAAUGAUUGUUGUGGUUAUAAUUCUCGAUCAUUACAUUCCCAAAGACCGGUAUCAACUAGUACACAUAGACAAAAACAAGAUCCAGUUGCAAAAUACCAUUCAUAUCAACGAAGUUGGUCAAUUCAUUCUACACCCGGUGAAAAUGCACGACGUGUUCUACGUUGGAAUAUAAGAACAGCAAUGAUGCAUAGAGAAAUACCAUUGUUACAACGCAAUUCCGCGGAAGUUAUUCGCCUUUUAGGUCCAUAUGCAUCAGUUUAUUUAGAACAAGAAAGGCAGCGACGAAUUAAAGCUUUAAAGCUGGAUUACAUUCCACCAACUAAUAGACGUUAUAAUGAAUUACGUCAAAUUAUUCGUUCAUUAAUUGGGUAA